Molecule: messenger RNA, 2409 nt
Organism: Polypterus senegalus (gray bichir)
Lineage: Eukaryota; Metazoa; Chordata; Cladistia; Polypteriformes; Polypteridae
Gene: zfyve19
Product: zinc finger, FYVE domain containing 19
Exons: 11
Coding region: 435-1676 (413 amino acids)
Biological process (GO): abscission; mitotic cytokinesis checkpoint signaling
Cellular component (GO): cleavage furrow; centrosome; midbody
Molecular function (GO): phosphatidylinositol-3-phosphate binding; metal ion binding
Source: RefSeq, a predicted model, not a curated record
CGCUGCGUGAAGUGACUUCCGGCUUGUCAUUUAUUUUUCCUGGCUUCCCGUUUAUGUCAGAAAGUAGUUAACUUUUUAUUUUAACAUUUAGGGUUAUAAAAGUAGGAAGCUUAAUGUGUCAUAUUAUAAGCGUUUGAAAAUGCGAUGUGAAAAAUUCCGUGCUCUUCAAUUAAAGACGGAUCGUGACUGGACAUGGUGGACUUACGUUAGUUGAAAGCGUUUUUCAGGAAAAUCUGAUAUAACAUACAAACCAUGCCUACGAUGUGUCGUUAAACACGCAUUCAUACGACUCGUUGUAUGUGGAAAUCUCUGUUACGGUCAUCGUUCCUGGCAUGAUAUAUUACUUAAAAAAAACACCCCGUCAAUGUAAGAGAAAGCAAACUUGAUAUAUUACAGAUCUUGUUAUGUUAAAGUAAAAAUAACAAAACCGAUAGAUGGAUAGAAGGUGUUACUCCUGUGCCAGUAAAUUUACACUCUUCAAGAAAGAGCUCUCCUGCAAGAACUGCCUUCGCUCAACCUGCGCCGGGUGUCUUAAAUACACCAUUGCUGUCCCCAGAUGUGACAACACUUCCCAAAAAGUUUGUGGACGGUGCUAUGAAGAUCUAAAAAGUGAUGGGUCCAAGAACUCUGCUUCAAAAUGGUCUCCACCUGAAAACUAUAAGAAGCGUAUUGCUUCUCUAGAAACCAGACAGAAUGCAAGCAAGGAACCUGCACCCCCUAAAGUAAGCCAGAGUAGUUCUCUUUUUAGAGGCCUGAGUAAGGAAGACCAGGCCAUUGCUGAAAGACUGGAAAGACUAAAGAUGGAAACUAAACCCAAGUCAAUACCCUCAGUAAAAGAAAUAGAGACUCGACUUGCGGGCAUCAAAAAUGAUCCACAGAAACCCAUUCCUUCAGUAUCUGAUAUAUACAACAGGCUAUCAGCCCUACAGGGGAAGACACAGCCAACAGAGACGCCAAAACCACCUCAGCAGCGUCCAGACCUGACAACACAAACUGAACAGGUCAACAGUCUGAUAACCCAGAUGACUGAGGAAAUAGAAAUUGACAGCAACACUGAACCCCAGUCACAGUCAGAAGGCAGUGACAGCCAGUUAAACAACUUGAAUAAAGGUAGUGACUUUCUGGAGGAAAAUCUUGAUGCUCAGGAAAAUGAAAAGCAGCUGGAAGAAGAAAAGAGCAGAAUUCUGGAGGAAGCAAUGGCAGAGCUGAAACAAGACAAUAUCCAUCAGGAGCAAGUUUUGCAGAUGGCUAGGAGGCUAGCUUGCCUUAAAGGAGAGGACCCCAAUUCAGUUUCUGCAGUAAAUUAUAAACCACCAGACAGUGAUGAAGAAACGGAGGAAGAGGCUGUGCAACGAAUUCUAAAGCAGUUGUCUGAAGAAGCACAAUUAGAUGAGGCCAGCAACUACAACAUUCCUCCUGAAUGUAGUGCAAGUUUGCAGAAGCCAAAAGUGAAGAAGACGCUGUCUCCUGCAAUUACAAAGAAGUCUGUUGGUGCACAUGACAGUGAUGAUGAAGAGCUGCCAUGGUGCUGCAUCUGUAAUCAUGAUGCUACAAUUCGUUGUCUCUCCUGUGAUGAUGAUCUUUACUGCUCCAGAUGUUUCAGGGAAGGGCAUGACGCGUUUGAUAGAAAAGAGCAUAAAAUAACACGUUAUCAGCCUCCAAAGAAACCGAAGUAACUGUGGAAGAGUCUUUGCAGUCGGUUAGUGAAAGGACAGCCGCAAGACAAAAGUGCAACUAGUCCCGCAGACUUGAAGGAUUUGAGAGCUGAAGAUUUAAUGAAGAAAAAACACUUUGGUAACUGGUGUGAUAAUAUAAAUUGUUAUGAAGCUGCCAAUAAUCCUACUGGGGAUGGCUUUGUAUGUCCCCAGAAUGUUUGUUAUUAUAUUGAUUGAUUUAUUGCACUUACAAAUACAGAUUAUCAAAGGCUCCAUAAAGGACAGCGGUACGUGAGAAACUGUGUGAAAAUGUGCGUUAUUUUAAUAUUUGGGGGCUUGUGUAUCAAAGUGCAAGCAGGGGGUGUAUGCUGUCUGUCAAGAAUAUUAUUAAUUAUUGCCAAAAGCAGAAGUUACUAUUGUGUAUGAAAGUGAGGUUUUCAUUCUAACAAAUUUAUAUAUUUCUCUCUCUUAAAAGUACUAUGCACUACAAAGCAUAUUUAAUGCUUCUCUAUCCAUAUCUUAAAUUAGCUUCACUUUCAUAUGCAAAGAAAGAUGUUGCUGGUGUAGGGAAUGCAAAUCUGUCAAAAAUUAGUUUGCAGUCUAAUCUAGAACUCUGAUUCGAUUCUACUGAGGGACUUUUCUACUUAGGUCUAUAAACUAAAAAUGUAUUUUUGUGAGAAAAUACAGACUUUGUAUACCAUGCGUCCUCUGCUAUGGAAAUAAAGUAAUGCAUUACAUGCCUAAAAGAAGCAGA